AUGGCGCUCGCGGACAUCAUGUCGGUGGAGAUGAGCGCCAAGUACAUGGACUCGAGCAGCUCGUCGAGCCUGUCGUCGGACUCGGACGACCUGUCCUCGUCCUCCAGCUCCUCGGUGGUCUCCUCGUCCUCCGCCGAGUCAGACUCGGAUUCGGACGCGCCACGAGCCUCUGCGCGGAAGAAGACGGGGCCUCGGGCUCGUGCAGGCAAGCAGGGGGGCGGGGAGCUCUCCGAUUAUGGCGACGACUCGGACCUGGACAGCGGGGGGAGAACGAAGAAGAAGAAGAAAGUGACGAAGCCCGUGGCCCCAAGGAGGUCCCCAACCAAGAGCAACGGGAAGGCGAAGAAGGCGGCGAAGCCCGCGCCUGUAGCGGCGCCGCCGAGCGUUCCACCUCCCCCACCGCCACCGCCGCCGCCCCCAGUUGAGGACUCGUCCAGUAACAGUUCGUUCAGUGACAGCUCAAGCUCGGACUCGUCGGAUUUAUCGGGCUCGGAGGCGUCGUUGCCCGUGCCCCCGCCUCCUCCACCUGCUCCGGCUGAUGGGAGUGCAAAUGCAGCAGCGAGAGUGACUCCCGCUGGGACCUCGAGGCCUCCGAAGCGGAGAGCUGCAACGAAGAAGAGAUCGGACGAAGUGAGUCCGUCGUCGCUAAAGGUGACCCUGAAGCUGCCGCCCGGGUUUAUUGCUAAGAAUGGCGGUGCAGCUGUGCUCAACGCACCGGCAGCAGCUGGUAACCGAGCGACGAUGAACUUCCAGGCGACGGGUCCAACUGCUGCGACUACUAAAAGAGCCCGAGCGCCGGCAGCAGCAGCAGCAGCAGCAGCUAAGAAGGCAAAACCUGCAUCAGGAGCGAAAUCUACAAAGAAGAAACAGCCCGCUGCUCGUGCUCAGAAUACUGCGGCUGCUCUUGGAGGUGCGCCGGUGGCUCAUGCCAACGGGGCAAUGCCUGGAGCACCGCUCAUUCCAGUUGGCCCUCCUAUUCUGCCAAAGCUGAUUCCGACCGGCCCAACUGUUCCUGCUGGCGAAGUGCGCGGCGCGAAAGAACUUUCACUUGUGGAUCCAGCCCUCAUUGGAGAUAAUCCGGAGGAAACUAUCGAAGAAAACAUCCCAGCUCAUUUCAAUGACCCAUACGCGCAUGGGGGAGAUACGCUGCGUCUUUUGGACAUGUUUUUCUUCUGCGACGAGAAUGGCAUUCCCUUCUCGCUCGAAGAAACGCCCACGCGCGGACUCUUCGUCUUCAACUAA
Phytophthora sojae is the source of this 1242-nucleotide messenger RNA. RefSeq lists its product as hypothetical. The transcript is spliced from 2 exons. The record is from RefSeq and is a predicted model, not a curated record. Lineage: Eukaryota; Oomycota; Peronosporomycetes; Peronosporales; Peronosporaceae. Bases 1 to 1242 code for a protein of 413 amino acids.